UGAACAAUUUCUUAAGGCGGGCUUAAAACACCUAUUGUAGACGGGCACUAACUCUUAAAAUAGAGAAAGAUGAAGGGUAAAUUAAACCGCGAUUAAAGUUAACCUAGGCGUUGAUAGAAAUGGACAUAAAAGCUAUGCGAUAGCCAAUCAAUUUACAACUUUUUUGCAAGAAUGGAAUUUGCACACACGUUUAUCUACGAAUGAAUUCAAGAAUUCAAGCACCUGAAAAUCUAUCACGCAUACGCUGUAGAUUUUCAGCGCAUUUCAGGAUGCACCUUUAAAGCCCUAGCUGAGUCUGUUCCUUUUAACGUCGCUCCGCGCAUCGCGUAUCUCUGAAAAAGCUACAAUGAACUAAAACUGUAAGAUUGAUAUAUGCGAAGAAACUUUUGAAGAAACAAAAUCUCCGCGUCUCGCGCGCUUGACUUGCAAAUUAUUUUUUGGGGGGAGGCGGAGGAAUUAAUACUAGCUGCCGGCUAUUUGUAAUAAUUACAAUAAUUGCUGAAUUAACUAUUACGAGAUACCGCCGCACCUAUAAACUAACUAUUUCCGGCCGAUUCAUUUUUUGUUAGUUUUCAGAGCAAUUAAUUUGCACGAGCGACCUGCUUGCGCAAUCUCUAAAAAAAAAGAGCAGAUCGGAGCAAGUUAAUGAGUUUCAUGACGAUCUCGCGCAGAAAAACGUUCGUGUGGGGGAGGGGGAGAGCGUUUAGUAAGGUUUUUUCCCUCUCGGUUGCGAUACCGCCUUGUCUUCUCCGGUCUCCUCGUGGAUUUCAGUCGGGAUCGCCGUCUGGCUCGCGCCGGUGGUCGAUGGCACACGCGAGGUGUCCAAGAUGGCGUCGCUCGUUGACAGCUACGAGCAACAGUACGCCGUUCUGACAGCUGACAUCACCGCGAAAAUCGCCCGGAUAAGGCUCCAAAGCGGCGGUGAGAAAAGGGCCUUCGUCCAGGAUGUCGACCGGCAGAUCGAGGAGGCGCAGGAGCUGUUGGAGCAAAUGGAGCUGGAGGUUCGUGGGAUGAACGGGGCGGCACGCGAUCGCCUACGCGGUCGCGUAGAGAGUCACAGAGCUGAAUUGAAGCGCUUGACCCAGGAAUUUCAAGCUGCGAAGAAACCGAAGGAGGAUUUUACGGAGAUCACGGUGGAGGAGCCUUGGGAGAAUAACGUGACGGAAGAUCAGAGGAAAAGACUGUUGGACGCCUCGGAAAAAAUAGAACGAUCAGGGCGAACUUUACAGAAUGGUUAUCGUAUGGCUUUGGAGACGGAGGAGAUCGGUUCUCAGGUGCUGAAAGAGCUCCACGAGCAGCGAGAAACGAUACAACGAGGCAGAGGGAGAUUACGCGAAACGGAUACGGAAUUAGGACGAGGGUCUCGGUUAUUAUCGGGAAUGAUCUUUCGGAGCCUUCAACAGAGAAUUAUUUUGGCAGGAGUAGCGUUAGUACUGAUAAUCGUCGCGUGCUUUGUGAUAUACUAUAGUUUUAAGAGUUAAAGAACAGACAUUGUUGUUUUUUUUUCUUUGGCCAGAUCCACCAGAUGUGGUUUGGAAGUCGUAUUUAUUAUCAGAGACUUCAAAAUGUUAUUUCUAUCAAAUUGCGAGGUAAUUCUGUAUUAUAUCGUCUAUUCAAUCUUUCGAGCUUGUUUGUCACAUUUUGCCUCGGGACACGUUCUUCGAUCUUUUGCUAUACGUUUAUUUUCCCAUCAACUUGAUCGGCCACUGGACUGAACCAUGAUCUCUUAUACAAAGCCCAUGUCUCAAGCGAGCAAGUAAAACUGGCAGAAUGUCAUCAAACAAGAACAAAAGGAUCCCGUUUAAUGUUAUUAUUAUUAUGUAAAGUCUUGUAUAAAAAAAUAUUGACCCAUUCCUCGUAAGGUAAAUUUGAAAACGGUUUUACGAUCCUCUUCCAUUUGCGCAUUAGAAUUAAUCAACUAAAACUGUAUUGAAGCAGUGAACGAUUAUCAGAUGCAUUAUUUUCAAGUACAUCGGGUAGGAUCGUAAAACCGUUUGAAUAUUGUUAUCCGAGCGGCAUCCCGGAAUCUUGACCAGCGGUUAACACAUUGCCCUGCGUUCAAGCUUCUAAAGAUGUUUCGAACCACAAAAUAUAUUCAACAAGAAAUGUA
Temnothorax curvispinosus is the source of this 2110-nucleotide messenger RNA. RefSeq names its product vesicle transport through interaction with t-SNAREs homolog 1A (gene Vti1a). Gene Ontology annotation, biological process: macroautophagy; intracellular protein transport; Golgi to vacuole transport. The transcript has 4 exons. Bases 828 to 1481 code for a protein of 217 amino acids. Lineage: Eukaryota; Metazoa; Arthropoda; Insecta; Hymenoptera; Formicidae. The record is from RefSeq and is a predicted model, not a curated record. Gene Ontology annotation, cellular component: ER to Golgi transport vesicle membrane; SNARE complex; late endosome membrane. Gene Ontology annotation, molecular function: SNAP receptor activity; SNARE binding.